ACGAGCUUCUCUCACCGGCCUCCAUGCAGUACAGCCUGCCCUCCCCGCUGGGCGCUGAGCCUUACUGGCAGGAAGUCUCCAGUCUGGACUGUGCACCUAUUGCCACCACAGAAGAAGACACCCUCAUGGAGAUGUCUGAUGUGCAGGUGUGGCCAACAGGCAACAGCCCUUCCCUGGUGCCUGUGGAGGAUUCCUCGCUGGAGUGCAGCAAUGCUGACGAUUCAGAGGGCCUCCUGGGGCUGCCGUACGGAAGUCUGGGUCGGCCGGCCAGUCAGGCCAGCGCAGCCAGCGGAGGGGGUGGGGUGCUGAGUGGAUCCAUUGAGCUGCCCGAAGACGAUUCAGAGAUGGGCGUUGAGUCGCUCAGCACUGCAACACCAGCCUCGCUUGUGGGCACCAUCGCCGGGAUCAAUCUUAACGGGCUGAACAAUUGUCAGAGGUCAGGGGCAAGUUCGGAGAUAUCAGCAGUCACAAGUACGGCUGGCGGAGAUGGAGCUGGAAGAAGAGGAGGAGGAGGAAGAGGAGGAGGAGGGACGGGCUCAGAGGAAGGGCUUUCUCUUGUUGCAGGACAGCAAAGGGUGUAUGCUCGGCUGAGUGAGUCACCUGGUCUGAGCUGUGUUGCAGACCGGAAUGGAGACAGGUCAGGUAAUGGUGGAAACGGAGGUGGUGGAGGCUCUUUCCUUUCCUACCUGCAGGAACAGUCAGGCCCGGGGUGGAUCCCUGUCACUGACCCUACACAGGCCUGGGUGGGCACGCAACCUAAACCCAGGCAGGCCAUGGAAGGCAUGAUAUCGUCAGUAUGUAACGCUGUGGGUGGAGACCCGUCCCACAUGUCCCAGGAGGCCUUACUUCAGCCGGUGAGGGACAUGGGGCACUCGGAGAUCUUACGAGGGCACUUCAGAGGUACCCAGCCAUUUGAGAAGGGUUUGGGCUUCCCGCACAGGGUACCAGAGCUGAGGGCCUGGGAUGACGUGCGCCUGAAGGGCCAGGGCGAUGAGGUUGAAGAUCUUCCUGGGGAGCAUGUAAGCGAGGAACAGUUCACAGAUGAACAUGGAAACAUUGUCACAAAAAAGAUUGUGCGUAAGGUUGUGCGCAGAGGGAAGGGUUCAGUUGAGGAGGGGGUUCAGGAGGAUGGUUCUCUGCAGGACGACAACGAGCUGGAGCUUGAUGCAGAGCAGUUCAUGAGCUACGCCAUCCUGGGCCGGGACAGCAGCAAGCCCGAUUCUGUGGAUGUGAAGAAAGGUGCUCAGAUAGUGAAAUGUGCCAGUCUGCGGAGAGUUAAGCAAUGAGGCAGAGUGAGUGCUGCGUCCCUGCAGAGUUCUCCACAGGAUUCAACCACUUCACCAAAACCAUCCUACAUGGACACAUGACCAGCAGCAGCUGACAGGAGGAAGAACACACAUUAAAAGGCAAACAGACAGAAAUGAACGGCAACGCCACAACCAUAGCGGCUUUGCCGACUAUCAGCACGCACUGGAAGAGAAGGAUACAGAAUUACUCGUAGUUUUUAUUACCUUUUUUUUUUUAAAGAAACUGUGGGAAAAAAAUACAUCUACUACUAGGCUAGAAGCAUGAUUUCGUAUAAAACAAAAACCAAACACAAAAAAAAAAAUACUAGCAACCAAAAUGUGCUUCCUGUUAUCUGUAUCAGCAUGAGUGACUGCUGCUGCAUGGCCUGUCUUUAACUACAAAUACUGAGGGAAUAUAGGGGUGGGGAGGGAUGGGGAGGACACACUGCUGUAUGGGACAGGCAUGCAAUGUUGGGUAUGGUCAAUAACUGGCCCGUUUUUAAACCAACGGGUGAAAACUUCAUCAGUCAAACUUAAGAAAAGGGGAAACUAAAAUACUGAGAAAUACAUAAUCUCUAGGCAACAGGUUACUCCACCUCCUCUCUGCCACACUCUUCCAGCUAAGAGCCCCCAAACUAGUUUUAAACCUGUCCCAGUGCUCUCAAAGUCCAGUAAAGCUACAAUUAUCACCCAAGGAUAUCAGUGUUGUACAUAAUAUCGUAUGCACUAAAAUGCUCUACGUGACUGUGUGUUACGUGUGUUGUUUAUGUUUUAAGAUCCUUAUGCGAUGCCACUGAUGCUGCUGUUUCAGGUACAUAAGAAAUUAUUCCCCGUUUUUCUUGUUUGGUUUGUUCCGUCGGUCUGAACCUAUAUAUUAUUCUAUAUAUCCUGAGAUCUUUGUGGGUACAAGAACAAGCAAAUGUCGUGUCGCUAUGCCUGUUUUUAAACGUUGCAUUUUUGUGUGUCAGGUUGUCUUUGUGCUUUUCAUGUGCUUCAACCCUUUUGCUUUUGACAUGUCAAACUGUAGAGGGAAGACAUACUGUAGGUCAGUUAACUGUACUGUGGGGUUUUCGAGCUUUGGGAGGCUGGUUUCUGCAGUGAACCUGCCUCCCUAACCUUCCCUCAGAGUGGUUUGCCUUGUGGAGAAGGUGAAAAAGAGAUUUAUGAUGAGGGACAGAUUAACCUACUAUCCCACUCCUCCGCCUUUUCUUGUCCCCAGUGUGCCGUAAAUGUGAGGUUUCUGUUAAUCAGGUGUCUAUCUGAACCAAAACCACAAUACCCUUACCCUAAAUCUUGCCCUUAAAGCCCUACCUCUCCCCCCUCCAGUCAGCCUCUCAGAGUAGAUGUAGCAGUCCUGUCCUCCUCCAGCAGGGGGCAGGAUCUCACAUUCAGCUCGUAGCAGUGCGUGUUUGACCUCAUCAUGCAGUAUUUGACACCACCACACAUAAGGUGCACUUAUAGACCAUCUCACCCCCACCAGUAGAUGUCCCUUGAUGAGAGUAAAGUCACUGAAAUGCUGGUAAUAAUGUAGCACACUGGUUUGACUGGGAAACAGAGUUAGCUGGAGAAAGGAAAGUGUUGGAUCGAGGGUCGAGGACGUGUUGAGCUUUCAUGUUUGUCUCCUUGUUUGGAAAGUAGCAAAGACAGUCAGUCGCCAAUCACUGUGAUGAGAAACUGUAAUACUGACCCGCAACUGUGAGCCUGACCCCUCCCAAAGCAUGUCUCUCGCUUCACUCCUUUCUUUGGUGUUAUGUCUUUUUUUGUCAUGAUUUACUGUCUUAACUGUACAUCAGAAGAAGCAAUAACUGCUUAUGAAAGGAAAGGAUUGUUUGUGUGCAUGUGUUUGAGUGACAGAGAGGAUUUUACGAUCGCAGAUCAUGUUCUUCCAAAGCUCAGGCUUACAAUCUUUUAAUCACAGCUUUAUGCUACUCCUCACUCCAUGCAGAAUGAUGUCAGUACAUUAGUAUUCUACAUUUCAUCACCUUGCAACAUUAUAAUAAACUGACUAACACUGGGCACAUAUUGGUAUGGCCUCGUACCAGCUGACCCAUC
Molecule: messenger RNA, 3338 nt
Organism: Notothenia coriiceps (black rockcod)
Lineage: Eukaryota; Metazoa; Chordata; Actinopteri; Perciformes; Nototheniidae
Product: ankyrin-1-like
Exons: 6
Coding region: 24-1286 (420 amino acids)
Source: RefSeq, a predicted model, not a curated record